Loa loa (African eye worm) is the source of this 381-nucleotide messenger RNA. RefSeq lists its product as hypothetical. The record is from RefSeq and is a predicted model, not a curated record. Lineage: Eukaryota; Metazoa; Nematoda; Chromadorea; Rhabditida; Onchocercidae. Bases 1 to 381 code for a protein of 126 amino acids. The transcript is spliced from 2 exons.
AUGGAACGUAUGAAUUACAGACGAAAACGAUUCUUGAGUGAAUCCGAACUAAAAAUGAAUCCUCUUUCUCUUUCUCAGAAGUUUCGUACUGAAGCGAAUUCCACCAAUGCCAAUCGUUUCACAUUAGAUGUUAUUACUGAUCAGCUGGUGAUUUUCGAGCGAAACGAGAAGAAUCAAAUAGGAUCACCCGAAGUGUCACGCGUAUCAUGCGAGGUACUACGAAAUGGGAUUUUUUUGCAAACUGUAGUCUUCAUUCUUCUAACAGGUUUCCUUCUAACUAUCAUUUUCACUCAGCAACUUUGUUACAAUAAACGCAUUAUCAAAUGUGGUCUUGUUCCGAAAGGAAUGUUGAGAGUGGUAAAUUUGAAAGGGGUCCUGUAG